AUGGCCAAGUUUGCCCUGAAUCAGAACCUACCUGACCUGGGUGGUCCCCGCUUGUGCCCAGGGGGCGCCCGCAGCCCAAGCUCACCCUAUUCUGUGGAGACGCCCUACGGUUUCCACCUGGAUCUGGAUUUCCUCAAGUACGUGGAGGAACUGGAGCGGGGCCCCGCAGCCCGGCGCGCCCCGGGACCUCCGCCUCCUCCACGCCGCCCUCGUGUGCCCCGGUCCGAUCUCGCUGGCGUGCGCAGUCCAGGAGCCUGGACAUCCAGCGAGUCCCUGGCCAGUGACGACGGCGGAGCUCCGGGCGCGCUCUCCCCUCGUUCGGCCUCGGGGCUCCAGAGGCCACAGCUGUCGCCGAGAGCGGCCGUGCGCAAUCCGCGCGUGGAGCAUACACUCUUGGAGACGAGUCGGCGGCUGGAGCUGGCGCAGGUGCAGGAUCGUGGGUCCAGCCCUUCCCGCGCCGCCCCGCCGAGCCCACGCGGGUCUGGCCUCACCAGUCCCGCCCUCAACACCGCCCUCGCCUCGCCGGGCCCCGCGCAACUGCAGCUGGUGCGCGAACAGAUGGCCGCGGCUCUGCGACGCCUGCGCGAGCUGGAGGACCAGGUGCGCUCCCUGCCCGAGCUGCAGGAGCAGGUGCGCGUGCUGCGAGCCGAGAAGGCGCGACUGCUGGCUGCGCGCGGGCAGCCAGAGCCCGACGUGGAGGCUGAAGUGCGCCCAGACAAGCUCGCCCAGCUCCGACGGCUCACCGAGCGUCUGGCCACCUCUGAUCGGGGUGUCCGCGCCAGAGCCAGCCCUCGUGCUGAUUGCCCUGAUGGGCUGGCAGCAGGACGCAGCGAAGGGGCUCUCCAAGGCCCCGACGGGGAGCCCCAGACUCGGGAAGCGGGCAUCGAGGCCGUGCCCGAGACCCAAGAGGCGGGUGCCCAGACUGUACAGGAGACCCUGGAGGCCAGCGUGGAGGCGGCCCCCGAGACCGUGGAGGCGGAGGCAUGGGUGACUGACGAGUUGCUGGGGCUACCCGAGGCUGCGGAGCGCGAGCUGGAGAUGCUGCACGCCAGCCUGGAGCACCAGCGCGGGGUGAGCGAGCUCCUGCGGCGCCGGCUGCGGCAACUGGAGGAAACCCGCGAGGCCACGGAGGAGGCCGCCACGCAGACCUUGUGCAGCUGUGGCGAGAAGGCCACGCAGACCGAAUCCCCCUCCCUGGGGAUCCAGAACAACCCACCUGGAUCCCCGAGUGGAGACAGGGCCGCAGCGCCCGCGGGCAUCCUGAAGUCCAUCAUGAAGAAGCGAGACGGGACUCCUGGCGCCCAGCCCAGCUCGGGGCCUAAGAGCCUGCAGUUUGUCGGGGUCCUCAAUGGAGAGUAUGAGGACAGCUCCUCCAGCGACGACAGUGACAGCGAGGACACCGAGGAGACGGCCGCCGAGCCCCCCAGGGGCAGCUCCUCUGCCUCGGGAUCCAGCUCCGGGGAUGACGAGGCUGGCGGGACCGACCCCGGACCCCCGGUUGCUCCCAGCGGCGAGGACUCCCAGGAUUUAGAGUCUGAGUCUGAGCCCGAGCCGGAGACAGACGCUCAGUCAGGGGCGCAAGGGAGGUGCGAGCUGAGUCCCCGCUUGAGGGAGGCCUGCCUGGCGCUACAGAGACAGCUGAGCCGGCCUCGAGGGGUCGCCCGGGAUGGAGGCGCGGCGCGCCUGGUGGCCCAGGAGUGGUUCCGAGUGUCCAGCCAGCGGCGCUCCCAGGCCGAGCCCGUGGCCGCGGUGCUGCGUGGAGUGGAGAGCCUGGGAGUCCAGCUGCUGGCUCACGUGGUCAAUCUGGCGGACGGCAACGGGAACACGGCGCUGCACUAUAGCGUGUCGCAUGGGAACCUGGCCAUCUCCAACCUGCUGCUGGAUACGGGGGUCUGCGAAGUGGACAAGCAGAAUCGCGCCGGAUACUCGGCCCUCAUGCUGGCCACGCUCACGUCGGUGGGGCAGGCGGAGGACUCGGCCGUGGUGGAGAAGCUCUUCCGCACGGGCGAUGUCAACGCUAAGGCCGGCCAGACAGGGCAGACGCCCCUCAUGCUGGCCAUCAGCCACGGCCGCCAGGACAUGGUGGCGGCCCUGCUGGCUUGCGGGGCCGACGUGAACGCACAAGACGCCGACGGGGCCACCGCGCUCAUGUGUGCCAGUGAGUACGGACGCCUGGACACCGUUCGGCUGCUGCUGGCCCAGCCGGGAUGUGACCCUGCCAUCCUGGACAAUGAGGGUACCAGCGCCCUGGCCAUUGCCCUGGAGGCCGAGCAGGACGAGGUGGCUGCCCUGCUCCACGCGCACCUGAGCACGGGCCAGCCCAGUCCCCAGAGCCAGUCACCCCCAGACUCCCCCACAGCCAGCCCCGCUGAAGCGGAAAGCAGCAACGGUGGAGGGGAGCCUCAGCCACAGUGA
Molecule: messenger RNA, 2415 nt
Organism: Ochotona curzoniae (black-lipped pika)
Lineage: Eukaryota; Metazoa; Chordata; Mammalia; Lagomorpha; Ochotonidae
Gene: KANK3
Product: KN motif and ankyrin repeat domains 3
Exons: 10
Coding region: 1-2415 (804 amino acids)
Biological process (GO): negative regulation of actin filament polymerization
Cellular component (GO): cytoskeleton; cytoplasm
Molecular function (GO): protein binding
Source: RefSeq, a predicted model, not a curated record